Molecule: messenger RNA, 1035 nt
Organism: Dendronephthya gigantea
Lineage: Eukaryota; Metazoa; Cnidaria; Anthozoa; Malacalcyonacea; Nephtheidae
Exons: 1
Coding region: 1-1035 (344 amino acids)
Molecular function (GO): catalytic activity
Source: RefSeq, a predicted model, not a curated record
AUGGCAUCAUUAAACAUUAAUAGCUUGUUACUGCAUAUUGAUGAGCUCAAAUUAUUUUUGAGUACUUCUAAAAUCGACAUUUUAGCAAUCAAUGAAACCAAAUUAGACUCUCUUAUUGAGAAUAGGGAAAUUCAACUACCGGGUUUUGAACUCGUGAGAAGGGAUCGUGACCUGAACGGUAGGCAUGGAGGUGGAAUCUGCCUCUAUGUACGAUCCAACAUUAAUUACUUCAUCCGACACGACUUGGAAGCUCCGACCCUUGAAUAUCUAUGUAUUGAAAUUACUAAGCCAAGAUCGAAGGCGUUUUUGGUCAACACAUGGUAUAGGCCUCCGAGCUCCCCAAGUGAAGCGUUCCAUGCUUUUGAGAAAAUUAUAGGCAGGAUAGAUAGCGAGGAUAAAGAGCAUUAUUUGCUCGGAGAUAUUAAUUGUGACAUGUUAUCUCCUGGGGCGUAUAAUACUUCUACCUUGAUUGAUUUAUUCAAUAUAUAUGGAUUAAGUCAGUUGAUUGAUGAACCAACAAGAGUAACCCCCAGUUCGCGAACAUUAAUUGACCUAUGUGUCACUAAUUGUCCUCAAAAAAUAGUCAAUGCAGGUGUCUUGCAUCUUGGAAUUAGUGAUCACUCUUUGGUUUAUUUUAUUCGAAAAACACAUUAUCAGCAAACAACCGCACGUAUCAUCCAAUCGCGGGUGUUUAAAAACUUUAAUAAGAAUGAUUUUCUUCGGGAGUUGAACGAAAAGCCCUGGUGUGAGGUUAACUCCCAAAAUAAUCCGAAUUGCAUGUGGGAUAUCUGGAAAUCACUUCUAAUGGAAAGCAUAGACAAACACGCACCUAUUAGAAGCAGACGUGUUGGUAGAAAAAAAGCACCGUGGAUUACCAAUGAGUUGUUGAAAAAAAUGCAUGUGCGUAAUUAUCUUAAGAAACAGGCGGUCAACUUUAACGAUGGGGUAUCUUGGGAAAAAUAUAAACGUUCUCGUAAUCUGACUAAUAAUGCAAUUAAGUAUGCUAAACAGCAGUACUUCAGUUCAAAACUUUAA